Molecule: messenger RNA, 1686 nt
Organism: Colletotrichum navitas
Lineage: Eukaryota; Fungi; Ascomycota; Sordariomycetes; Glomerellales; Glomerellaceae
Product: sulfatase
Exons: 6
Coding region: 1-1686 (561 amino acids)
Biological process (GO): phenol-containing compound metabolic process
Molecular function (GO): arylsulfatase activity; N-acetylglucosamine-6-sulfatase activity; glycosaminoglycan binding
Source: RefSeq, a predicted model, not a curated record
AUGCUCCCCAUCCCUAUCUUAUCAGCGCUGGCAACGCUGGCACUUAGUGCCACCACCGUUGUUGCUCAAGACGUGCAGCAGCGCCAGCCCAAUAUUGUUUUUAUCCUGACAGAUGACCAGGACCAGCAGCUGGGCUCUCUUGACUACAUGCCCUAUGUUCAGAAGCACCUUGUCAAAGAAGGCACAUAUUACCGCAAACAUUUCUGUACAAUUGCAAUAUGCUGUCCGUCCCGUGUCAGCCUGCUAACGGGCCAGGCGGCGCACAACACCAACGUCACUAACGUUGUUCGUCCUCACGGAGGUUACCCCAAGUUCGUGUCUCAGGGCUACAAUGACAAGUAUCUGCCUGUGUGGCUCCAAGACGCCGGCUACAAUACCUACUACACCGGCAAGCUCUUUAACGCACAUGAUACCGGCAACUGGAAUAACCCUUUCCCCAAAGGGUGGACUGGCAGUGACUUCCUCUUAGACCCCAACACUUACCUUUACCUCAACGCUACGUUCCAGAGGAACCAAAACCCACCUCAGACCUUCCCUGGCGAGUACAGCAACGACUUGGUCGCCGAAAGAGCGUUGGGUUUCUUAGAUGACGCCCUCGAAUUCAAUGGCAGCAAGCCCUUCUUCCUCGGCGUUGCACCCAUCGGUCCUCACAAUAAUGGCCUUGGCGGCGAAACAAGUCCAGGUGCCACACCGCCCAUCCCGGCAAAGAGGCACGAGAACCUGUUCGCCAAUGUCACUGUCCCUCACACUUACAACUUCAACCCUGAGAAGCCCAGUAUGGCCAACUGGGGCCAUAUCAUUCGCCAGUUGAAUGCUACCGAGGUGGCCUACGGCGACUAUUACUACCGCCGCCGCCUCCAGACGCUGCAGUCCGUCGACGAGAUGGUUGACGCCAUCAUCGACCGCCUCGAUCAAGCAGGCAUCCUUGACAACACGUACUUUAUAUUCACGUCCGACAAUGGCUUCCACAUCGGUCAGCACCGCCUCAAGCCAGGAAAGACGUGUGCUAUUGAGGAGGACAUCAAUGUACCGUUCCUGAUUCGUGGUCCUGGUGUGCCCAAGGGAAAAAGGGUCGACUUCGUCACGACCCACACCGAUAUCGCUCCAACCAUCUUUUCGCUUGCCAACAUUACCCUGCGUGAGGAUUUCGAUGGAUCUCCCAUUCCCUUCUCUGAGGAAGACAUCGAGAAGUCACAGAAUGACCCCAAGCACGACCACGUCAACGUCGAGUUCUGGGGACUUCAGUCGGGUUAUGACGCCUUCGGAGGCGUCGCCGCGAAUAACACGUACAAGGCCAUGCGUGUUCUAGGAGGUGGAUACAGCUUGUUCUACUCGGUCUGGUGCAGCAACGAGCGGGAGCUCUACGAUAUGAAAAAGGACCCAGGCCAGAUGGUCAACCUAGCUGGGAGCGCCUUCGGCCAGCUUCUUGAGCGUCCAUUAUCUGCCGUGCAAGACCGGCUCGACGCCCUCCUAUUGGUUCUGAAGAGCUGCAAGGCAGUGACCUGCAGGCUUCCUUGGAAGCACAUCCACCCCGAGGGCGGCGUCGACAACCUGCGCGAUGCUCUCGACGUCAAGUACGAUGAGUUCUACGCGGCACAGCCCAAGGUCUCAUUUUCCAGCUGCAAAGACUUUUACGAUAUCAGCGCCGAAGGUGCCCAGCAUUCGCUGACCUUUUACGACCCGUGA